Molecule: messenger RNA, 501 nt
Organism: Exophiala aquamarina CBS 119918
Lineage: Eukaryota; Fungi; Ascomycota; Eurotiomycetes; Chaetothyriales; Herpotrichiellaceae
Exons: 2
Coding region: 1-501 (166 amino acids)
Biological process (GO): secondary metabolic process
Cellular component (GO): cytosol; cytoplasm
Molecular function (GO): hydrolase activity; carboxy-lyase activity
Source: RefSeq, a predicted model, not a curated record
AUGCCACCUGGCCUCAACUAUGGCCCAUUCGUCCAAGAAUUUCCAUUUGAUACCUGUCGAGCUAUUACCAGUAUCAUCAAUUCCGGUCUUCUACUCCGUACCCCCAAUGUACGGUUUCUCUUCUCACACAACGGAGGUGCCUUCCCGUACCUUGCCGACCGCAUUGGCUGCCAGCACAUGGACAAUGUCAUUGUCAAGGCAAACGACGGAAAGACGCUGAGGGAGCUGUUGAGCACAAAGAACGUCUAUUUUGACACCAGCAUCUCCAGCCCCAUGCAAUACCCGGUCAUCAAGGAUUUAGGCAUGCCAGUGGAGCAUCUUCUCUACGCGACCGAUUAUCCCUACACCAUGAGAUUCGAUGACACGACCUACUUAGAAGGAUAUAAUGCGCCUAAGAACUCGGGCCUGUUUAGUAAUGAUGAUAUGGAGAAGAUCCUGCGGCUGAAUUCGUUGAGCCUCUUCCCACGCCUUGCCAAGCUUUACGCAGCUCAUUUCUCCUAA